This is a messenger RNA of Acytostelium subglobosum LB1, 951 nucleotides long. RefSeq lists its product as hypothetical. Lineage: Eukaryota; Evosea; Eumycetozoa; Acytosteliales; Acytosteliaceae. The coding region runs from base 1 to 951 and encodes 316 amino acids. The record is from RefSeq and is a predicted model, not a curated record. The transcript has 3 exons.
AUGGGACAGACUGAGAGUAAACCAAACAAUGCGACAACAACAACCAACAAUAGUAAUAAUAACAAUAACAAUGGCAAUGGCAAUGGCAAUGGCAAUGUUAGGAAUGAUAUGAUGACAAUGAAUAUGGCAUCAGGUGAUACUGGCAAUGCAUCAACUGUAAAUGGUUACUUCAAUCAACAUCAAUAUCAAUAUCAAGCUCAGGGUCAGAGUCAGCAGAGUCAACUACAACAACUUCAAAUGCUAGAUCCAGCCAAUAUUAGCGCACUUAUAAGCAAUCCUGCAGUGGCAAGUGCACUGCUCUACGAUAGCAACCCAUAUACAAGUUACUCCUACGAGAAGAAGCCGACAAAGGAGGAGCUGGACGUCAUGCUCAAGUACAGUCGGCCUGGCGGCGGCCCAUCACCUAGCGGCGACACAGACGCCACGCGGUCCGACUCUGCAUCAGCAGCCGACGAUCAAACAAAAGAUGAAGAGCAAGACGAAGAAGAUAUCGAGCCCAAGGAGCCUGAGAUUGAAAGGCUUGAGCUGACGCCACAGUUCUAUCCAUUGUAUAAACGGUAUAACAAUCCUUUGUUCGUGCCGGAUAUGGAUGAGGUUGGUGUCGCGAGCAUUGGUAUCAAUCUACAACAUUACUUGAAGAACUCCACUGGCUAUAUAAACGACAAACAACACCAGCUACUGGAACGCGUACGAGACGUUGAUUUUAACAAGUCAUCCAAGUUCACCAGAUCAUUCAUUGCCACUGUCAACGAUGUGAAGCAGAGCAAUGUAAACAUCAAAGAUGUAAUGGACAAGGUUAAUGAUAAUAUAUUGAAUAUAACAGAGACGAUAAAGAAGGUUGGCGAUAUGAUUGAGAUGUUAGAGUUAGUACUGCCGCCAGAAGAACGAGAGAACUUCAAGAAUGAGCUGAUGGCAGUGACGACGACUACAACUACGACGACCACGAUGUAA